CAUCCCAUACAUAACCUAGAAAGGAGAGAGAGAGAGUGAAAGAAAUAGUAGCAGAUCUCAGCCAAAUUAUUCAGCCAUGGCAACCAGUACUCCAGUUAACAUCCCCUCCAAAAUGAAGGCCUGGGUCUAUGGCCAAUAUGGGAAACCCGAAGAUGUCCUUAAAUUGGAAUCCGAGGUUGAUGUUCCUGACGUAAAUGAUAACCAGGUCUUGAUCAAAGUAGUUGCUGCGUCCCUGAAUCCAGUCGACUUCAAACGCAUGUAUGGUGAAUUCAAGGCCACUGAUUCUCCUCCGCCGACUGUAGCGGGAUAUGAUGUGGCGGGCGUGGUGGUUAGAGUUGGAAGCAAAGUGAAGGAAUUCAAGGUCGGGGAUGAAGUAUACGGAGACGUUCACGAGCAUGCUUUGAACCCAAAGGGAUGUGGGACAUUGGCGGAGUACACUGCAGCGGAGGAGAAGGUAUUAGCUUUGAAGCCCAAGAAUCUGAGUUUUGCCGAGGCAGCUAGUCUUCCUCUUGCCGUUGAAACAGCAUACGAGGGCCUUGAAAGGGCUAGGCUUUCAGCUUGUGAAUCAGUUCUUGUCCUGGGUGGUGCUGGUGGAGUUGGAACUUUCACCAUUCAGCUGUCAAAGCAUGUGUUUGGUGCAUCCAAAGUAGCAGCAACUUGUAGCGUUGGGAAACUGGAGUUACUUAAAACCUUAGGGGCUGAUUUGGCUAUCGACUACAAAAGCAACAAGUAUGAAGAUUUGCCAGAGAAAUUUGACGUGGUAUAUGAUACCGUUGGUGAGGCUGAUAGGGGUAUCAAGGCUUUAAAAGAAGGCGGAAGAGUGGUGACAAUCGUGGGGGGCCAGUCGGUGGUUCCCCCUGCUUUCGUGUUUGUGGUCACUUCAACUGGUUCUGUCUUAACCAGACUCAAACCUCUCAUAGAGGAGAAGAAGCUGAAGCCGGUGAUGGACCCUAAAAGCCCUUUCCCAUUCUCUCACACCAUUGAAGCAUUUUCCCAUCUUCAAUGUGGCAGAGCUACCGGCAAGGUGGUCAUAUAUCCGAUUCCAUGAUCAAGAAUCAUUGCCCUCUCCAAUACCUGAACGCAAUCAUGGCCUUUUACUAAUAAGAAUUCUAGAUUGCCAUUCUUUCUUUUCUUUUAAUAUGGUACUAGUAGCAUGGAUAGACAUGUAAGUAGAAGGGAGAGUUGGAUUGGGUGGUAAAGUGGAAAGGAAUAUAAACAGAAACCAAGACCAUUUAUAUAUAUAUAAAAAAAAAGACAUGUAUUGGAA
Coffea eugenioides is the source of this 1267-nucleotide messenger RNA. Its product is annotated as 2-methylene-furan-3-one reductase-like. NCBI's taxonomy places the organism in Eukaryota, Viridiplantae, Streptophyta, Magnoliopsida, Gentianales, Rubiaceae. The coding region runs from base 77 to 1048 and encodes 323 amino acids. The record is from RefSeq and is a predicted model, not a curated record. Gene Ontology annotation, molecular function: oxidoreductase activity, acting on the CH-CH group of donors, NAD or NADP as acceptor. The transcript has 4 exons.